ACCUCGUCGCGUCGCAGUUCUAUAACGACAAGAGUCGCGGAUUGUCACAUUAGUUUGUACCGUUAUUUUGGGAGCUCUGGCCCUCGGUUAAAGUGGUUAUCAGUAGCUGAAAUUAUAAAGUAAAGUAAUUGUUAAGCAUACGUGUCAUUUGUGCGAUAUUUAAGUGAUACAAAUAAGACAAUAAAUGAUGAUUAGUGAAAGUGCAUAUCGCGUUCAUGUGUUUUCUUUCUUUGAUGAUAAAUUAAUCAGCUGUUGAUCCGCUAUAUAAGCCCAAGCAGGGGGGUCCAAUUCAAGCAAUCAUGUUGACCCAGAAAAGAACUUUUACGUAUACGUAGCAUCAGUUGGUUUAGCAGUGACAAGACAAGUAUACAUACGAGCAUGCAACCCAGAACCAGAUGCCAAUUAUAUAAAAUUUCAUUCUGCCUUUCAGUGUGGGUCAUGUACACCUGCUUGAUCGUACAGUUUCUGAACUACAGCACGAAAUUACCAGAACCAAAAAAAUUGGGUAGGUAGACCUAUCCGUGAUCCAAUCACUACAAUGAAGAAUAUCGAAUGGCCUCCGACGAUUACCGAUCACGACACAUCUCUGAGGACAGAUUCGGGCUCAGCAACACGUUACAAAACGAUUUCUUCGGAACUAACAACAUCUAGUUACGCGAUAACGACGGAAGCUGAUACCGAAUUGGCCAAAAUACGACACAUCAAUGAAACCGAUCAUACGUCUACGAACACACUUCCAGGAACCGAAUCUGUAACAGGUGAAGAAAAAAUUACCACAUUUGAAGCAGAUACGAUUACGAUGACUAAUAUACCGCUGAUAACGAAUCUAUUAGACACCACUACCGCUGCAUUACAAACGACUACGAGCACUACAGACACCACCACCGGUAUAACGUCUACAUUGAAUACAAUAGAAUACACGACGAAUCCAUAUCAGCAAGAUACAGAUAGUACAUCGACUGUACCAGCACCAACAGCUACCGAAUUACUAGAAGCUGUUUCUAUUACUACAGAUACUCCGGUAUUUAGAACGUACGAAUAUGUCACCGGAAUGCUGUCGACGCUCAAUACGAUAGAAGAUUCUACGAAUCCAUCGACUAUACCGUAUAAUAAAGAUACAGACAGUACAUCGACUUUACCAGCAUCAACAUCUGCCGAAUUGCUAGAAGCUGUUUCAACUACAGAUACUCUGAUAUUCAGCACGUACGAAUACGAGUAUGUCACCGGAACGCUGUCGACGCUGAAUACAAUAGAAUAUACUACGAAUCCAUCGACAACAUCGUAUGGGCGAGAUACAGAAUAUACGUCGACUGUACCAGCAUCAACAACUACGGAAAUGAAUGUAGGAACUGAAGCUUUUUCGGUAACUGAUAUUCCGGUGCUUGAAAUGCACGAAUAUGAACUCGGAUUCCAGGCUGUUCUUCAAGACGCCGAUAAAUACAGUUUCAAUACAGAUACUAUGAGUACUCUAACGAAUUAUUCAACAACGAUUUUGUCAACUACGACCACAAUUUCUGAGAAUUCGUCAUCGGAAAGUACUGAUAGAUUCUUCACAACGUCUCGAACUUCCGGCGAAAUUACUUUGACAACCGAAAUCGGAGAAUAGGAGAAGGAUGCCAAGGUAACCGAGGCGACUAAUUCUUCACAAUUACUGUUACGAGAUUAAUACUUACUCGAAUUAAGAACCGAUGAACCAAAACUUGAAUAAAAAUUAGAAAUUAAAACACCAGCAGUUGAAAAACUUACACAAACGACGCAACAGCUUACCAAACGAAUAACAGAAAAGAAAUGACAAAGGAGAAGGUGAAGGACGCCAACUGCCAAGAGCAAUGGCCGGCAAUUUCUACAGAACAUUCUAGAAGGUUGAACCGGUGUUGCCGGUUGGUGGUUGGGCGGGUGAUCACGUAACCGUAACGUGAAGUCACGUAUUCGGUAUUGCGUCAUGUUUCGAUUUUUUUCAAGUUCAAAGUUCAAACUUCAAACUUCAAAUUCAAAUUUCAAAAUGAAUUUUGAAUUUUGAAGUUUGAAUUGAACAUUUGAACGAAAUUAAAUUGAACUGAAUUUUAGUUGAAAUUAUUCUGUUUUUAAGAUCGAAUUCAGUUCAAUAAUCUAAAUAAUUGUAAACUUUAAAAGUUUGAAAUCUCAUUAUUAAUUAUAAUUAAGUAAUAAAAUAAAAAAAAACAUUUAUGUGUGUAUUGUGUACUGUGUAGACUGUAGAUACGUAUAAUUACUGUGUUCAAAAUUAAAAUGAAACAUCAAAAACAUCCACUCUUUCGCAUCGGUCAUUUAAUUCAAUUAUUAUUACACACGUUUUAAACAGGAAAACAACGGUUUGUUUUAUUUUUUUUGUAUAAAAUACUUUUUUUUCGAACUCGUACUGUCUGAUUUGGUUGGUUAAAUUUAAAUCUCAUUCAGUUAUUCUCAAUCAGAAACGUUGUAAAAACCCUUCAUGAUAAUGAUUAGGUGGUUAUUCUUUCUUUCUUGUUUUUAUGACUUAUAAAAGAACAAAUUACAAGUUACCUACAACAAAAGUACCUAUAGUUCAGUUGAAUUAAUUAGAUAAGAUUGAGCGGUUUGAGCCUUUAAAAUAUGACUUUACGUUACGUCGCCCUUGAAAC
Molecule: messenger RNA, 2618 nt
Organism: Planococcus citri (citrus mealybug)
Lineage: Eukaryota; Metazoa; Arthropoda; Insecta; Hemiptera; Pseudococcidae
Product: mucin-2-like
Exons: 3
Coding region: 539-1606 (355 amino acids)
Source: RefSeq, a predicted model, not a curated record